Phytophthora infestans T30-4 is the source of this 1026-nucleotide messenger RNA. RefSeq lists its product as uncharacterized. Lineage: Eukaryota; Oomycota; Peronosporomycetes; Peronosporales; Peronosporaceae. The coding region runs from base 1 to 1026 and encodes 341 amino acids. The record is from RefSeq and is a predicted model, not a curated record. The transcript has a single exon.
AUGUCGCUCGAAUCGCCUGCCGUGCUGAGCCACUUGAGCUCGUGGCUCACCUGCUUCGAGCUAUGCUCAAUGCGUGCAGUAAACCGUAGCUUCUACACUGGUAUACCACGACACACAUGGGAGCUCACGGCCAGCAACAUCAACAGUUCUAAGUCGAUGGAUCAACUAUCCAGAGUUUUCUCUCACGUGUGGUGUCUGCGAGUGCAGGAUGUAAUUCUACAUGAAACGCCGACGAUGAAGUCGCUUAUGCCGUGGCUGAAAAGAAGCAAGAAGUUGCGAAAGCUGGUGCUGAUCAGAGUGAACUGUAUCAGCGGAUUGUACAUUCACCUCCUGGCUGAAAAGCUCAUUAAUGUCACUAUACGCCAAUGCUACCAGGUGCAAGAACACGCAAUUAUCGCGCCGAAUCUCGAGAUUUUGGCCAUCGAGCACUGCCCCGUGACCAGAUUUCAUGCAGACACGAAGUUGCCGCAACUCAAGAAGCUUUCGCUGUCAUCACGAAGCCUCACCGCGCUUCAGGCACGAUCUCUCAUCAAGAACAUGUUACCAAAGUCUCCUGCGUUAGAAGAUUUGAGUUUUGCUAGCUGUUCGCAGCUGGAGCAGGUAUUGGUGGACCCAGGGGAUCUCCCCGCUCUGCGUCGACUAGACCUCAGCGGAUGUCCGAAGCUUUGCCGUGUGCACGUCACAUCAAAGCUGCUGGAAUACCUCGACCUCUCACGAAACGACAAUCUGCAGUAUGUGUUGCUGGACCUCGAGCGCAUGGUCGACCUGGACUUGUCGUUCCUCAAGAACCUCACGCACUUGUACAUCCGCUCGUCAUCUCUUCGACGACUAAACCUCCGAGGCUGUGACCAACUAAUGCGAAACACUACCAGCGUCACCUGCCCGAACCUGCAGUACGUCGUGUUGCAGGGUACGACGCUAAAGAUCGAUUACUUCAACAGGGAUGAAGUCAUCGACGAAGUGUUCGCUCUGCCAGAAAGCACCGACCUUUUGCCAAUGGAUAUUACAAACAUUCCUGUUCAAUAA